Messenger RNA from Aspergillus aculeatus ATCC 16872, 492 nucleotides. RefSeq lists its product as uncharacterized. The record is from RefSeq and is a predicted model, not a curated record. Bases 1 to 492 code for a protein of 163 amino acids. The transcript has a single exon. Lineage: Eukaryota; Fungi; Ascomycota; Eurotiomycetes; Eurotiales; Aspergillaceae.
AUGACUUCAACUCCCACCCCCUCCCAUACCCAAUCCAGCCCGCACACCACCAAAAUGCAAGAAACCUACACCUUCGAACUAAGCACCAUUACCCCCACCCAGCAACUGGUGAUCAUCACCCCGGAGACCCGCGAACUGGCCACGCAGACCUUCGACUGGGAAAUCCUAGAGAACCGCCUACGGGCUGUCUUCCAGAAGCUGCGGGAGAUGCGGCCGCAGGCGCCGCUGUUCCACGGGAUCAUCCACGCCUUCGAGCAUGUGCGGUGCUAUCGCGAACUGUCCCCGGAGGAGAGAGGCACUGCCCGAGCGGUGUAUCGGUAUGAGUUCAACGGAGAGCCCUCGCUGGACUGCGUGCUGGACAUCGAGCUCCUGUAUGGCUGGUUGAGGCGGCUGCCGCGGGGUUGCCCGUUGAGGCUGGAUGAUUUCCCCUGCGCGACGAUGGCUGCGCUGGCGUUGGAGGUUCGGUUGUGGGGGACCUCUUCGGUUGUGUAG